UCGCGCGCCCCGGGGCCGGCUGCGCACCGGGGGUCCAGCGCUCUGGGCUGCGCUGCAUCGGAGUCCCGCGGUCGGCCGCCCUUCUCCGCAUGGAUCCCGCGGAGCGCGCGCAGGCGGCGCGGGCUCGGGUGCCCAGGAUCGAUCCGUAUGGAUUUGAAAGGCCCGAAGACUUUGAUUAUGUGGCUUAUGAAGAAUUUUUUUCCACGUACCUGGUGAUACUCACCAAGAGGGCGAUCAAAUGGUCCAAACUUCUAAAGGGAAGCGGCGGGGUCCGAAAAAGCCUGACAGUGAAGCGCUAUGUACGGAAGGGAAUCCCACUGGAGCAUCGGGCCCGUGUCUGGAUGGCCGUGAGUGGAGCCCAGGCCCAGAUGGACCAGAACCCUGGAUACUACCACCGACUGCUGGAGGGAGAGGGCAGCCCCAGCCUGGAGGAAGCCAUCCGGACAGACCUGAACCGGACAUUCCCUGACAACGUGAGGUUCCGGAAGACGGCGGAGCCUUGUCUGCAGAAGACCUUGUACAACGUGCUGCUGGCGUACGGGCUACACAACCAAGGUGUGGGGUACUGUCAGGGAAUGAAUUUCAUAGCAGGAUAUCUGAUCCUUAUCACCAAGAAUGAAGAGGAAUCUUUCUGGCUCCUGGACGCUCUUGUUGGAAGAAUACUACCUGAUUACUACAGCCCAGCAAUGCUGGGGCUGAAGACUGAUCAGGAGGUCCUGGCAGAGCUGGUGAGGAUGAAGCUACCAGCGGUGGCAGCCCUGAUGGAUGCCCAUGGUGUGCUGUGGACCCUGCUGGUAUCCCGCUGGUUCAUCUGCCUGUUUGUGGACAUCCUGCCUGUGGAGACGGUGCUACGGAUCUGGGACUGCUUGUUCAACGAAGGCUCCAAGAUCAUCUUCCGGGUUGCUCUGACCUUAAUUAAGCAACAUCAGGAAUUUAUAUUGGAAGCCAGCAGUGUUCCAGACAUCUGUGACAAGUUCAAGCAGAUCACCAAAGGGGACUUUGUGACUGAGUGUCACACGUUCAUGCAGAAAAUCUUUUCAGAGCCAGGCAGCUUGUCCAUGACGACCAUCAGCAGGCUGCGUGAGAGCUGCCGGGCUGCGCUGCUGACCCAGGGCUGAGGCCCACGCCCAUUUCGCUGCUGCAACUCUACCGCCACAGCAGACACUUUACCGAUUCCGACCGCGCCGUUCCUCUGUAAAUACUCGAAGUCUUGACACUAGUAAUGUGAACUUUUAAAAGAAAAUGAUUUAAAAUGUGCUCUACACAUUUUGCCUAUCUUUGGAGUCAUAAUUAGAAUUAGCUGGCCCAGUGAGAUGGCUCAGCAAUCGCCUACCAAGCCGUACCCGGGUCCUGGGACCUAUAUGUUGUUUUUUGAGACAUACGCACACAUUGGAAAUAUCUAUUUUCCCUGAGAUGUCGGGAACGUGAGACAGGAAGGACACAUUUUGUUGAGUAGAGGUUAGCGCUGAGUUUCCUAGUGUCAUUCAACCUGAAGUUAGUGACUGUCGCGUGUGGCCCACCCACCCCCACCUUCCCAGGAUACUUUCGUGCUGUGCCCUAUGAGGGAUAGAUGGAGCAGAGCAGCCCACCUGCUGAACAUGGUUAUACUUGCUUUUUAGAAAUGGACCUUACAGUUGGUGAGGUCCCUGUCCUCCAUUCAGACCUUCUAAAACACCCACCCUAAUGUCCCACAGCCACAGCACAGCCUGGCAGACUGACGAAAUCUCCUGAAACAGGCUGUUCAUAUGAAGCUAGAUCAUCAGGUCUUGAUCAAUGGCAGCUGCCAUUAGUUGCAAAUAAGCACUGAGCCCAUUGUCUUGCAGUAUGACAGCUGAAAUGGACCCCCCCCCCCCCCGCACCGAAUCAUUUAUCAAAGCUGCUCAGUAGUCUUACCUGGAUGGCCCCAAAUCCUCUAAAGCGUGAUGUACUAACUCUGUCUGGGAGUGAGUAGACCCAGAGGUGUACCUAACACUACUGUAGAGAUAUUUCACAAGGCAGUAUGCACGCCCCGCCCCACCCCCAAGGUAUGGCUUGGAGGGAAGCGUGCUGGGGCCCCAGGGAGCUAGAGUCACAUGGGGGAGAACUCAUAUGCUCAGUCUGAGUGGUAGAGAGCCUGCCCCAGUCAAGGAACAGAACUCUCUUCAGCUCAGUCCCUUUCUAACGGCUGACUUCAAGCUGCUCCUGUUCUGUUCAGACCAGAAA
Chionomys nivalis (European snow vole) is the source of this 2202-nucleotide messenger RNA. It is a transcript of the gene Grtp1, whose product is annotated as growth hormone regulated TBC protein 1. The record is from RefSeq and is a predicted model, not a curated record. Lineage: Eukaryota; Metazoa; Chordata; Mammalia; Rodentia; Cricetidae. The transcript has 8 exons. The coding region runs from base 90 to 1118 and encodes 342 amino acids.